This is a messenger RNA of Salarias fasciatus (jewelled blenny), 2410 nucleotides long. RefSeq names its product progestin and adipoQ receptor family member 9 (gene paqr9). Gene Ontology annotation, molecular function: signaling receptor activity. The coding region runs from base 483 to 1643 and encodes 386 amino acids. Lineage: Eukaryota; Metazoa; Chordata; Actinopteri; Blenniiformes; Blenniidae. The transcript has a single exon. Gene Ontology annotation, cellular component: membrane. The record is from RefSeq and is a predicted model, not a curated record.
CUCCUCCUCCUCCUCCUCCGCAGUGCACCGGAUCGGGACUGAAUGAAGUGAAAGCGGACCGGAGCUUUGUGUCCGUCCUGGGAAACAGUGCCGGCCGGGCAUGACCUACAUACCGCGGGGCUUAACGACACGUCCCGAGGACUCCUCAGCCCCGGAGCACCGGGGACGCUGACCUUCAUUUCAGAACUAUGCAAACCAGGAGCGUGCACGUGAAUCAACAACGUCCGUUUAUGCAAAAUCAAGAGAAGAGGGAAGAGGAAGACUCGAGGCUGUGCAGGCUGGAUGACCUUUGGUAAAGCUCUGAGGUCAGAGGGGGUAGAUUAGCCCAGCGUGUGACCUCUGACCCCCCUGAGGACUCUGUCACCGCCGGACUCUGCUCUGAGGAGGCCCCGAUGGAGCCGCUGGGAUCUAAAGUCGGACGAAGCCUUCAGGAAGCGUUGGUCCGCUGAUCGUCACCGUCCGCCGCCCCCGCCCGGCCCACCAUGAUGCUGAACUGCGCUCAGCCCCUCCCCCUCCUGAGGCACACCGACGUGCCGCCCCGGGUCAUCGAGAACUUCAUCCUGACCGGGUACCGCUUCCCCAACUACAGCCUGAGGGACUGCCUGCUGUCCGCCUUCCGGCCCACCAACGAGACCGGCAACUUCUGGACGCACUUCCUGCCCGUCUUCGUCUUCGCCUACUACUUCGUGGAGGUGUUUGGCUGGGAGGGCGCCCCCCGCAGCGACGCGCCCUUCUUCUACCCGCUGUGGAACUACUUCAUCGGGGUGUUCUGCCUGCUGAUGGCGAGCAGCAUGGCCCACCUGCUGAACUCCAUGUCCCUGGUGGUCCGGGAGGUCUGCUUCUUCGUGGACUACGGCACCAUCAGCGCCUACACCGUGGGCUCCUCGCUGGCCUACUACUACUACAUCCACCCGCGGGCGGGGAUCGUGGAGACGGACCCGGAGCCGGACCCGGACCCGGACGGGGACCCGGCGGGGGCUCCCGGGUCGUCCGGCGCCGUCCCGGAGUUCAGCGCGUUCUUUGACACCUUCUACAUCCCGUGCACCUGCGUCGUGGCCAUCAUCUGCGUCCUGUCCUGCUGCAACACCCGGCAGCGGUGGAGGAAGCACCGCUACAUGAUCCGCACCCUGGUCUUCCUGCUGCCGUUCUUCGUCUCGUCCAUGCCGGUGUUCUACCGCCUGCUCACCCGCUCGCCGUACUCCGGCUCGCCCUCGUCCCUGUCCUCGUCCGCCUCCAUGCCCGGCUUCUUCUACCGCCACUGCCUGUGGCUGCUGGUGUCGGCCGCCUUCAACAUCAGCAAGCUGCCCGAGCGGCUGGCGCCGGGCCGCUUCGACAUCUGGGGCCACAGCCACCAGUGGUUCCACUGCUGCACCUUCCUGUCCAUCCUGGACGAGCUGCACAUGAUCAAGGCGGAGGUGAGGGCCAUCCUGCUCAGCCCCGCCCUGCUGCCGCCCGCCGCCGCCGCCGCCGCCCGCCUGCCGGGCCCCACCGCCGCCUCCACCUACGGCGUGAUGCUGCUGCUGCAGACCACCAUCGUCUCCAUCAUCAUGUACUUCUCCUGGUGCGCCAGCCGCAUCUACGGCCCGCAGGGGGCGCAGCUGGAGGCGGAGCUCCGCCGCCGCAGGGCCCUCAAGGGCCGCUGACGCAGGGAGGAGGAUCUGCUCAGCUGAGGGUCCACCCGUCCAAGUCUUUCUGGGACACCUUCAUGGUCUGAGCUUGCCUGGACUCUGGACGUCUCUUCCUGCUCCCCUGAGCAGUGGGGUAAUAACUACUAGCUACCUCUGGGGGCUGUUCCUACCCUCCAGCUCCAAGGAAACAACUCAGAUCUUUCUCUUUUUUCUUUUCUUGUUGCACUUCCUGUUGUCCUUGUUGCACUUCCUGUUGUCCCGCGCUCCGGCAUCCAGGAGCCACACCUCCUCUUCCUCCUCCGUCUUCUUGCACAGUCUCACUUCCUCUUGUUCUGACUGAGCCGUUAAAGAGGAAGUGAGGCGACCUCACUAAUAGACGAGACUUCCUGUCUGCGUUGUUGUGAAGCACUUUCGGGGGGGGGGGCGGGCGGACCGGCCCCCACCUUCCAGAAGCCAUGCUCUCUGUGAGUUCCUUCAGAAUGCUGGAUGCUGGACCUGGUGGUCAGUGGUUCUUUGGGUUUUGGCUCCUCUUUCUUCUUAUCAGAUGUUUUGGUCUAUUUUUAGAUAUUUUAUUGAAUCUUUGACAGAAAUAAGCGCAACAUUUUAAAGGAAUACUCAGAAGAUUUUGGACCCACACCCUUUCUUUAUCUUUGACAAAGUGAGACUGCGUCCAGUGGCUGGAUCCCAGCUGUUAGCAUCAUAGUUAGCUUAGCUCAAUUGCUGAAAGUCAAUAGGAAACAGAGCCGGACUGACGAAAGUGGACAAAAUCCUCCUUCCAGUGG